AUGAUGCAUCGCAUCAAAAACCUUUUGCUACGUUACCCAAUGUGCCGAUCAUUCCAUGAGCUGCCUGCGUUAUACCGUGGCUAUGCUUCAUCAGCCGUGGCUGGGGUGUCCAGGAGAGUGGUACAGGGCAGGAGGUAUGGCACUCAGGCAGCAGCGGAGCCUUUCAUUAAUGGCAGCUCCUCCGCUUACAUUGAGGAUAUGUACGAGGCUUGGCAGAGAGAUCCGAACAGUGUACAUAAGUCAUGGGACUCCUACUUCCGUCAGACAGCUCGUGGAGCUCCUCCAGGUCAAGCCUAUAUGGCUCCACCAGCUCUCCGCCCAAUGACCUCUGCAGUCACAGCUGCCUAUCCAGGGCAUGCUGUGGAGCAAGGCCUGCCAGUGGAUGAGAAAACUAUUGAGGAUCAUCUCUCUGUCCAGUCCAUUAUCCGCUCUUACCAGAUUCGAGGUCACAGGAUGGCCCAGUUAGAUCCCUUGGGGCUGGAGACCUCUCAUGAGGAGAAAGAGUUGCAAGUUCAGUACUAUAAUUUAGAAGAAGGAGAUCUGGACCGAGUAUUCCGCCUGCCUCACACAACCUACAUCGGAGGUAAUGAAGCAGUUCUGCCUCUCCGAGAGAUCAUCCGCAGGCUUCAGAAUGUUUACUGUCGGUCAAUUGGCGUUGAAUUUAUGUUCAUCAACAACUUACAACAGACAGACUGGAUCAAACAGAAAUUUGAGACGCCCGGCAUCAUGCAGUUCAGCCAGGAAGAGAGGAGGAUGUUGAUGGCUCGACUCAUUCGAUCAACCAGAUUCGAAGAGUUUUUAGCCCGCAAGUGGUCUUCAGAAAAACGAUUUGGCCUUGAGGGUUGCGAAGUCCUCAUUCCUGCUAUGAAGACCAUCAUUGAUGCAUCCAGCGCCAUCGGUGUGGACAGCUUCAUCAUCGGAAUGCCUCACCGAGGUCGUCUCAACGUGCUGGCCAAUGUUUGCCGCAAGCCUCUGGAGAAAAUCAUUUGCCAGUUUGAUUCUAAGUUGGAGGCCGCUGAUGAAGGUUCAGGCGACGUCAAGUACCACCUGGGCAUGUCACAUGAACGGAUGAACAGGGUCACAAACAAGAACAUCAAGAUUGCUGUUGUGGCGAACCCCUCCCACCUGGAGGCCGUGAACCCCGUGGUAGAGGGCAAGGCAAGGGCAGAAAUGUUCUACAGAGGUGAUACAGACGGAAAGAAGGUUAUGCCACUACUUUUGCAUGGAGAUGCUGCAUUCUCUGGCCAAGGCAUUGUGUAUGAGUGUCUUCACUUGUCUGACUUGCCAGCUUUUACAACACAUGGCACCAUUCAUAUUGUUGUCAACAAUCAGAUUGGCUUUACGACAGACCCACGGUUUUCCCGCUCAUCCCCGUACUGCACUGAUGUAGCCCGGGUUGUGAACGCUCCCAUCUUCCAUGUGAAUGCAGAUGACCCGGAAGCUGUGAUCUAUGUGUGUAAAGUUGCCUCUGAGUGGCGAUCAACAUUUGGAAAGGAUGUUGUUGUUGACUUGGUUGGUUACCGUCGGUUUGGCCACAAUGAGAUUGAUGAGCCCAUGUUCACACAACCUCUCAUGUACAAGAAGAUCACCAAACAGCCAACUGUCCUGGCCAAGUAUGCUGAGACAUUGAUUAACAAUGGAGUGCUCACCCAGCAGGAGUAUGAGGAGGAGAUUUCCAAGUACGACAAAAUCUGUGAGGAGGCGUACUCCCUGGCCAAAAAAGAAACUGCGGUCAGCAACAUUGACUGGCUGGACUCGCCCUGGAGUGGCUUCUUUGAAGGCCGUGACCCCAUGCUGUUGCCCGUCACUGGUAUAGCCGAGGAGACGCUGAAGCACAUUGGCACAGUGUUCAGCACACCACCGGCAGACUUUGUCAUCCAUGGAGGUCUGAAGCGAGUUCUCAAGGCUCGCGCUGAGAUGGUUGAGAAUCGUACUGUAGACUGGGCACUUGGUGAAGCCAUGGCGUUCGGUUCUCUGCUCAAGGAGGGAGUCCACGUCAGACUCAGUGGUCAGGAUGUGGAGAGAGGGACAUUCAGCCACCGCCACCAUGUCCUCCACCAUCAGACAAUAGACAAGAAGACCGUCAUUCCCCUGAACACACUGUACCCUGACCAGGCGACAUACACUGUCUGCAACAGUUCUCUAUCUGAAUAUGGUGUCCUUGGUUUUGAACUUGGCUACUCUAUAACCAACCCCAAUGCUCUCGUUAUUUGGGAAGCACAGUUUGGAGACUUUGUCAACACGGCACAGUGCAUCAUUGACCAGUUUAUCAGCAGUGGACAAGCGAAAUGGGUCCGGCAGUCGGGGAUAGUGCUUCUGCUGCCCCACGGCUUUGAGGGGAUGGGUCCAGAACAUUCCAGCUGCAGAUUGGAGCGAUUCCUUCAGUCGAGCAACGACGACGCUGACUAUUUUCCUCCUGAAGGUCCUAACUUUGAGAUCCAACAGCUGCAUGAGACUAACUGGUUUGUGGGCAACUUCACCACUCCUGCCAACUUCUACCAUGCCAUGAGGAGACAGAUUGCCCUUCCGUUCAGGAAACCGCUUAUUGUAUGCACACCAAAGUCUUUGCUGCGACUCCCUGAAGCCCGCUCCAGUUUUGAUGAAAUGGUUACAGGAACUCGCUUCCAACGACUCUACCCAGAAACUGGCGAGGCAGCCAAAUCUCCGGAGGCUGUAAAGAAGAUUGUAUUUUGUACUGGAAAAAUCUACUACGAAUUGAUCAAGGAGCGUGAAACUAGACAGCUCAACCCUGACAUUGCCAUUGCUCGCAUAGAACAGCUCACCCCGUUCCCCUUUGACCUGGUCAAGGCUGAGCUAGAAAAGUACCCCAAGGCCAUCGUUUGCUGGGCUCAGGAGGAGCACAAGAACAUGGGGGCCUACUCAUAUGUCGAGCCCCGUAUACGUACAGUCUUCAGAAAAUUGGGCAUACGUAGACGAGUGGAGUAUGCUGGGAGGUUUGCCUCAGCCGCGGCCGCCACUGGAAACAAGCAGAUGCAUUUGAUAGAACUGAGCCAGCUUUACGAUGCUGCCAUGAAUACAUCACCUCGGCUGAGUGAAGAAGACUUUUAA
Messenger RNA from Candidula unifasciata, 3069 nucleotides. Lineage: Eukaryota; Metazoa; Mollusca; Gastropoda; Stylommatophora; Geomitridae. The record is from the annotation of a GenBank genome assembly.